AUGUAUAGAUCAUCAAGCUGGAGCAGAGUUACGGAUGGGUAUUAUUCAUCCCCGAAGGCGGGGAGUAUUACGGGGCUGAGAAUGUCAUCAUCGGUGGACGACAGUAACGAACUGCCCGUAUAUGAUCCCAGUGUAGAGAUGGCUAAUAAGAAAGAGAAGUCAAGGGCUAGGUUUGCAGAGAAUGCUGUACAUAUAAUUCCUUUGGUGCUGCUUGUUUGUGCCUUGAUCCUCUGGUUCUUUUCCAAUCCAGAUGUGGAAGUGGGAACGAAAGUGGAGACGGUAGCAGCCAGAAUCGACGGCUUGACUAUAGAUGGAGACAUAGACAAUGAUAGUGACGGAACUCAAACAGGGUUUUUGCCAAUUGCGGAAGUGGGAGACGUCGACUCCACUAAACAUCCUAAACCUAACAAACCUUCAAGGAAACUGCACUUCUCCUACCCUCAAUUCUUUGAUUCCCUUCUCAUUUAAUUCAUUUCCACAAGCCACCAACAAUA
Molecule: messenger RNA, 494 nt
Organism: Gossypium raimondii (Peruvian cotton)
Lineage: Eukaryota; Viridiplantae; Streptophyta; Magnoliopsida; Malvales; Malvaceae
Exons: 2
Coding region: 1-468 (155 amino acids)
Source: RefSeq, a predicted model, not a curated record